UUAUGUUAACAGUCAGUAAAGGAAAAGAAAAACAAGCAGUCGCUGGAAUUUCGAGAGCAAGUAAAAAUUGAACGUGUGAUUUCUUAAACAAUAAGUGUUUAUACAUAAUAUUAUGUGUCGGUGAAUAUUCGAACCGGGAUCAGCACCUGCCAGAGCUAACAAUGCAGCACUCGCGAUACCUACUAGACAAAGCUAACCAGAUUUAUUGAAUCUCCCUUACAAAAAAUACAAAAUUAAAAAAAAAAAAGAAUAUAUAAAGAGAGAGAGAGAGAGAGAGAGAGAGAGAGAGAGAGGGAAAAGAAAGCUAAACAAUGUGCGAUGUUGACGGUGAAAUUUGUUGCGAGUCUGUGACUCAGCAUGCGGUGCAAACUUCACCGGUGACUGCAAAAGUCGCAAGUGCCGAAGCCCAAACAGAAGUUCCUUUCCACGAAUUGAAAUACACGAAUCAAAGCCUGCAGAUUAAGUCGAUACCUGAUUGGAAGGUUGAGGAAGUGCAGCAAUGGAGCUGUCUGGAGCAGUUCUCGCAAGAGAUGCGCCUGUGUUUGCGUGCCGAGGAAUUCGACGGUCAGGUGCUGCUUGCCCUAACGGAGGAGGAUGUCCGCGACUUGCGCUACAAAUUGGCCUACAAGCUGACGUUUGGCGAGAUGAAGCGGUUUUGGCAAACGGUCUUCCAUCUGCAAUAUCAGUGGCAACAGCAGCAGGAUCAGCAGCUGCUGCACGAACAGCAGCUAAAGCUGCAAUCGAAUGGUGCACUGAGCACCACCACGUUGCCUCUGAUGCUGGGCAUCUCCAGCCAUUUGGCGCAGUCGUCGCGUGGCAAUGUUUUCAUUACCGCGCCUGUUGUCGCGCCCCCGCCGGAAUCCUGUCCAUGCCCCUCGGUGCGCGAUCGCGGCAGCAGCUUUUCCAUGUCAGAUACACUUCAGGGCAAAAACAAGCGUUGUGUAUCGCCCGAAUAUUUUAAGACGGCAAUCAGCUUAGGCUAUUCAUUUGUGGUCACAUGGAUAACAUCGUUUGUAAUGGUGAUAGUGCACGAGCGUGUACCCGAUAUGAAGCGUUAUCCCCCGCUGCCGGAUAUAUUCCUCGACAAUGUGCCCCACAUACCGUGGGCGUUCAAUAUGUGUGAGAUUACCGGCACGCUUUUAUUUACAAUAUGGCUGUUUGUGCUGAUCUUUCACAAGUAUCGCAUGGUUCUGCUGCGGCGUUUCUUUGCACUGGCCGGCACUGUAUUCCUGCUGCGUUGCGUCACGAUGCUGAUUACGUCGCUAAGUGUGCCCGGCACCCAUUUGCAGUGCAAUCAAAAGGACUUUGCCAUUGACGAUCCCAAUGUGGAUGUCUUUGGAGCACUGGUCAUACGCAUGACGAGAGCCUAUCGCAUCUGGAGCGGCUUGGGCAUGUCCAUACAGGGUGUACGCACUUGUGGAGAUUAUAUGUUUAGUGGGCAUACGGUGGCCUUGACGUUGCUUAACUUCUUUAUCACUGAGUAUACCCCGCGUAACCUCUACUUUCUCCACACGCUGACCUGGCUAUUGAAUAUGUUUGGCAUCUUCUUCAUACUGGCUGCCCACGAGCAUUAUUCGAUUGAUGUGUUUGUUGCCUUCUAUAUCACUUCACGCCUAUUUCUCUACUAUCAUACGCUGUCCAACAAUCGGGCUCUCAUGCAAAGUGAUUCGACGCGGACACGGAUCUGGUUUCCCAUGUUCAGCUAUUUCGAGAACUCCGUGGAUGGCAUCAUUCCGAAUGAAUUCGAUACGACCAGCUCGCUUAUUGACUCGCUGGUCCAACAAGUAAUUCGCAUUAAAGAUCAUAUCGCUCUCAUUGUCAAUCGAAUUUGGUUGGCCCGCACAUUCUCAACAUCGUCGUUUAAUUUGUUUGAGAACUCCGACCACGAUACACAAAAUCAUUUUCCGUCAAAACCAACCAGUAAUUUGCAAUUGCGUAUCAGCUCUACGCCCAUUUUGGGCAAUGCAUCAAAACAGCAGAUGAAGCCGUCAACGGCCGAUGCGAACGUUAGCCCAUUUACCAGUGCGGCGAACGAUCUGCGGAAUCACCUGUCCGAGAAGAAGGUGCUCUGAUUGCGUCUUCCAACCAACAGCAGCUGGAUAAUCAAUUCUCUAAGCUGUUUAAUGAAAGAGCAAAUCGGAUUGCAGAAAAACAAUGCAAGCAUAUAUAUAUAUAUACACAGAUACACAGACAUAAACACAAAUUCACACCGACUGAUAAUUUGUACUCUUUAAAAAUUAAUUUUUACAUCUUUCC
Messenger RNA from Drosophila arizonae, 2256 nucleotides. It is a transcript of the gene SMSr, whose product is annotated as Sphingomyelin synthase related. Gene Ontology annotation, molecular function: sphingomyelin synthase activity; ceramide cholinephosphotransferase activity. Gene Ontology annotation, cellular component: Golgi membrane; plasma membrane; endoplasmic reticulum membrane. Lineage: Eukaryota; Metazoa; Arthropoda; Insecta; Diptera; Drosophilidae. Gene Ontology annotation, biological process: ceramide biosynthetic process. The record is from RefSeq and is a predicted model, not a curated record.